Messenger RNA from Pyrgilauda ruficollis (rufous-necked snowfinch), 3159 nucleotides. RefSeq names its product platelet endothelial aggregation receptor 1 (gene PEAR1). Gene Ontology annotation, molecular function: protein binding. The record is from RefSeq and is a predicted model, not a curated record. The transcript is spliced from 19 exons. Lineage: Eukaryota; Metazoa; Chordata; Aves; Passeriformes; Passeridae. Bases 135 to 2996 code for a protein of 953 amino acids. Gene Ontology annotation, cellular component: membrane.
CAAACUUCCUGAGAGCAGCUCCAGCCCUCCCUCCGCUUCCGACGGCCGCGCUGCGCCAUCCCGGCCGGCCAGGCCAGCCCCGCGGCGGGGCCGCUGCGCCCUGACCCUGCCUGUCCCCGCGGCCCCCGGCCAGGAUGCUGCUGCGGGCCGCGGUGCUGGCGGUGCACGCCGGGCUCCUGGCUGCCCUCCGGCCCGGAGAUCCCAACGUCUGCAGCUACUGGGAGAGCUUCACGGCGCCAGUGAAGGAGUCCUACACCAAACCGCACGUGGUGUCCUCCAGCGAGCCCUGCCCCGGGGGUCUGGGCCUCCCCCUGCCCUGCCCGCAGCACAGGGUGGUGUACCGCACCGAGUACCGCCAGGCCGUCCGCACCGACUACCGGCGGCGCUACCAGUGCUGCCAGGGCUACUACGAGAGCCGGGACUCCUGUGUCCCUCACUGCAGCCAGGAGUGCGUCCACGGCCGCUGCGUGGCUCCCGAGCUGUGCCAGUGCGAGCCGGGCUGGCGCGGCCCCAGCUGCUCCAGCGGUGAGGGCUGGGCACAGCUGGGCACAGCUGGGGGGGCACCCCCUGCCAGGGGUGGCAGAUGGGGCAGCGGGAUUCCCUGGAGGGUUAAUGGAGAUGGGGGUGGGAUGGGAAUGGUGGGCUGGGGGUUGGAAGGCCAAGGGGAUGGGGGCAGGGGGAGGGGACACUUGGGGACAGGGCAUUUUUGGGGUGGGGGUCCAUGGUCUGGGAGCAGAUGGAGAUGGGGGUGCACAGGGAGGGGCAUCAAGGGACAAGGGCACAUGGAUGGCAGGGGGAUGUGGCACACGGGGACAAGGCCACCACAACCCACUGCUGCCAGGUCUCCAUGCAGGCCAGGCACCCCCAGCUCCCCCCGUGUGGCAUGCAAUGAGCUGGAUGGCCUCAGCUCGGGGCCAGGGGGGAUCCCAGGGGCACCCCAGCUCUCGGUGGGGCUGUGUCACCUCCUGUGCCCCCCACGCAGGUGCCAGGAGAGGUGCCCAGUGGGGCGGUACGGGCAGGACUGCCGGGAGAGCUGUGACUGUGCCAACGGGGGCCAGUGCUUCCACGUGGACGGGGGCUGCCUGUGCCAGGCCGGCUUCCAGGGCAGCCGCUGCGAGGAGCGGCACUGCCUGCCCGGCCUCUACGGGCUGCACUGCGAGAGCCGCUGCCUCUGCCACCCCCAGCACAGCCUGAGCUGCCACCCGAUGCUCGGGGAGUGCCUUUGCCUCCCGGGCUGGGCUGGGCUCUACUGCAAUGAGAGUUGCCCCCCUGGCUACUUCGGGCCUGGGUGCCUGCAGAGCUGCCUCUGCCUCCACGGGGGGGUCUGUGAUGGGACCACGGGCCACUGCCACUGCCCCCCCGGCUACACGGACGAGCACUGCUCCUCCCUGUGUCCCCCCAACACCUUUGGCAUGAACUGCUCGGGGCGCUGCUCCUGCCAGCACGCCCUCGCCUGCUCCCAGCUCGACGGCUCCUGCUUCUGCAAGGAAGGCUGGCACGGACCUGACUGCUCACUGCCGUGUCCUGCUGGUACUUGGGGUCCCGGCUGCAACCGGAGCUGUGACUGUGCCCAUGGGGGGUCCUGCGACCCCCAGAGCGGGACCUGCCACUGCCCCCCGGGCUGGCAGGGCCCUCACUGCCUGCAGCCCUGCCCGAACGGGACGUUUGGGGCAGGCUGUGGGGAGCGCUGCGUCUGCGCCCACGCCGACAGCUGUGACCCCGUGACAGGAGAGUGCCACUGCCUGCCCGGCUGGACAGGGCGGCAGUGCAAGCAGGGCUGUCCCCAGGGAUCCUGGGGCCGGGGUUGCCACAUGUCCUGCUCCUGCCGCAACGGAGCCUCCUGCUCCCCGCAGGACGGAUCCUGCACCUGCACCCCGGGCUACCGCGGCCCCAGCUGCCAGCGCCCCUGUCCCGCUGGCCGCUACGGCAAACGCUGCUCCCUGAGCUGCUCCUGUGCCAACGGCUCCUCCUGCCACCCCAGCAAUGGCUCCUGCCUCUGCAGCCCGGGCUGGCGCGGCCCCCGCUGCUCCCAGCCCUGUGCCCCUGGGACCUUUGGGCUCCAGUGUGACCAGCUCUGCCACUGUCCCCACAACGCCACCUGUGACCCCACCAAUGGGACGUGUCCCUGCGCCCCAGGCACGACUGGGCCCCGCUGUGAGGCUGGGAAUCCUGACCUGCCCUACACCAUCGAGCCAGCCCCCCCUGCAGCCUACAGCCCCCUGGGCAUGGUGCUGAGCCUGGUGGCCCUGGUGGUGCUGCUGGUGGCUGUGGUGGCCACAACCCUGUGCUGGCACCGCUGGCAGAAGGACAAGGAGCGGCGGCACCUGGCCGUGGCCUACCGAGCAGGACAGACGGACACCUCAGACUACAUGGUGCCAGAUGUACCCCCGAGCCACCAUGCCCACUACUACUCCAACCCCAGCUACCACACGCUGUCCCAGUGCCCGCUGCCAGCCCCCCAGGACAGAGCCAGCUCCCUCAAGGUGCCUGGCACCCAGCUCUUCCCUGGCAUGGAGAGACCCUACAGCCCCGAAGGCAAUGCCACGCUGCCUCCUGACUGGAAACACCUCGGGGCAUCAGCCCUGGGCACCAGGGGGAGGCAGCUGGACAGGAGCUACACCUACAGCCAUGUCCUGAGGAAGGGUGACAGCAAAGAGCACCCCUGGGAGGGGCUGAGGGCCAGCGCCAGCUCCCUGGCCAGCGAGAACCCCUACGCCACCAUCAAGGAGCUGCCCCCUGCCAUGGCCAAGGCCCACGAGGGCAGCUACAUGGAGAUGAAAUCCCCUGUGCAGCGGGAGAUGUCCUACGCCGAGAUCGGGCUCCUUGAGGAGCCACCACAGGACGAGAGUUGUCCUGAAGGGCUCGAAGGCCCCCCCAGCAGAGACCCCCCCAGCCACUACGACUCCCCCAAGAACAGCCACAUCCCCAGUCACUACGACGUGCCACCUGCCCGCCACUACCCCCCGUCCCCACCGCUGCGCAGGAAGGACCGCUGAGGGACCUCAGGGACCACUGAGGGACCUCAAGGAUCACUGAGGGACCUCAGGGACCACUGAGGGACCAGCCCCGAGGGGACACAGGGUCCCUGAGGGGGCUGGAGUACCCUGGGACUGUUGUUGCUGUCCCAGUGGGUGGUGAAUAAAGGGUGUUUGGUGUGGA